ACAGCAGCAGCUGCAGGGGACAGCGCAGCAGCAAGGGGCAGCGCAGCAGCAGAGGGCUCACCCUUGUGACCCUCUGCUGGUUAGAGCCAGGGUGGUGGUGCUGCUGAGGAAGAUGAGGAGCAAGAAGCAGGCGCAGCCGGUGUGGGCCUGGGAAGUGGCAGGAGGUGAGGAGCGCAGGAGGGUGUGGAGGGGGCUGCAAGCAGACAGGAGGUGGAAGUGCUCUCUGCCUCCCCGAGGAGCCUGUGGAGUCGCUGUCCCGCUGGGAUGAAGCAGGGCACCCAGCGAGCCAGGUGGGCACUUCUGCCAGCCCCCCUGCGGUGGGAGCCAAGCCGGCAGAGCCCCCCCGGGCAGCAGGAGCCAGCCCCCCCCGGCUGCCCAGCUUGCGAGCGCAGCUGUACCUGUGCUGCUGUGCCUGCCCAUCCUGCAGCUCAGCCUCCUCCUGCCGCGGGCUGCCCAGGGCCGCCGCUGCCUUUUGUACCCUCGCUGGCGGGGCAGGGGCUGGCAGGGGGCUGGCAGCAGGGCCCCCGGCUGGACCCUUUGUUUUAUUCACCCUUCCCAUUGUUCCCCAGAGAGCUGCUUACAUUGGCCCCUGCCCCGGGCAGGUGAAAUAUGGGUGCCCAGGUGCUGGGGCACUCUGUCUUCGCCGUGGGGCGACUGGAGGAGCACAGAGAACCUUCUUGGGCUGCAGGGUGCCAAGAAACCAACCACUGGCUGCAGGUGAAGCUUGGGCUGUGAGCUCUGCAGCCCUGCUCUCUCCUCAGGGACAGCCAUGGCCACAGAUGGCACCGAGCUGUGCUGUGUGCCCCUCUCCCAGCUGGGCAGAAGGGCUGAGCCCUGCUCGUGUGGUGCUGGGGCAGGUGUCAGCAGCUCAGCAGCGAUGCCCUCCGCUCCCAUCAGGCCUGGGCAGGGCUGGUGAAGGCAGCAGAAGUGCUUGGGGUAGCUUCAGGCAGAAACUCAAUUAUUUGAAGCCCUCUCCUCUAACCUCUGGGGUUGAUCCCUGUGCAAGAGUCCUCUCCUCAACUCAUCCCCACCCCAGAGCCACUGCCAGCAUUUAUCACAGCUGGCACUGAACGUGGUGGCUGCUGCCCACCCUCUCUGCUGCCCACCCUACAAGCAGUGAAAGCUUCACGGGAGGCAGCCACAGCCUCUGCCCUCCUGUGCUUGGGCUGCACCAGGUUCUCCUUCGGGUCUGUAGGACAGAGCUGGGAGCCCCUGCACAGCCCAGGUGAGUGCAUCCUCCACACUCUCCUGCAGCUCUCCCCCAUGCUCCACCCUCUGCCUUCUGCCCUGCUCUCCCCCAGAGGUGUGACCUGUCCUGCAGGGAGGGUUGAGCUGCCCACGUUGCUGUGCCCCCCCGGCAGUGGCAGGAGGUGUUCAGGGCUUGUUGGAACACCUGCAGCCUGGGCAGGCAACCAUUGUCCUUUGUGCCUGCCUGACGUGGGUGAGUUAUUGGCCCAGGGCUGCUUCCAGGUCCAGCUUGACAUGGCCAAAGCUCCUGGCCCUCGCCAGCACCGUGUUCCUGUCCUUCCCAACAGGGCAGAGAGAGGCCAGCAGAGGAGAAGCAGAGCUCCAGCCACGUUGUGUGUCCCCAUUGGAGGCAGCCAGAGAGCAGAGCCAAGAGGAAACGUGAAGAGCUGUGCCCAGCUGCCCGCUGAGGCUGAUAUUGGCUCCCCACAGUUACCAGGACCAAAGAUGGGUCCCUCCUGGGCAGUUCUGCUGCUCUGCAGCCUGCUGAGCCCUUCCCGAGGCUUUCGCCUCCUGCCCUCUGCUCCCCGCGCGGCCGCAGCAGGUGUUGAGCAAGCAGUGUUCCAGCAGGACCUCCCCCAGCCCCGGGCUGGCCUCCUUGGUGGCAACCUGCUCGGUGGUCUCCUUGGCAAAGAUGGUCCUGUUGGAGGUCUCCUUGGCAAAGAUGGUCCUGUUGGAGGCCUCCUUGGCAAAGAUGGUCCUGUUGGCGGCCUCCUUGGCAAAGGUGGUCUCCUUGGUGGUCUCCUUGGUGGAAAUGGUGUCCUUGGUGGCCUCCUGGGAGCAGAUGGUGCUGUUGGCAGCCUCCUUGGUGGUCUCCUUGACAGCGAAGGUGUGCUCGGGGGUGUCCUUGGCAAAGGUGGAGUCCUGGAUGGUGUCCUUGGCAAGGAUGGUCUGCUGGAUGCCCUCCUUGGCAAGGAUGGGCUGGUUGAUAGCCUCCUUGAUGCUGUCCUCAACCUCCUGAUUGGCAAAGGAGGGAUCCUCGCCAGAGAUGGCCUCGUUGGUAGUCUCCUUGGUGGGAAUGGUGGAGACCCUGCAGGGCCAAAAAUUGUGAACAACUCCCUGCCCAGGAUCAGCCUGCGCUCCCUGCCGGGCUUCGGGCACCAGCUGGGCUUCAACACACAGCUGCUGGUCGAGACCACCAGCGCGACAGGCAAGGAGCUCUGCCUGCAGGUGGAAGCUGAUGCGGACCUGCUGGUGCAGGACAAGUGGGCAGCGCCCCAGAGUGCCAGGGACUGCCAGGCUGUGGACAUCAGCAUCCGCUUCAGGCCCAAGGUGCCACUGCUGGAGCAGCCCUUGCAGCGCCUCCUGGCUGAUGCCCUGCGUGAGAAGGGCUGCAACAUCCUCAACGCCAGGCUCGGUGUCUUGAGCUCCCUGCUCAGACCUGGCAGCCCUGCGCUCCCGCUGGGGGCUCUGGGAGACCUUCCUCCCUUCUCCAUCACCAGUGGUGACUCCGUGCAGAUGGAUCUGGACCUGCCCCCCCCAACCCAGACCUCUGACUGGGUCACUGUCAGGGACCCAGGGACAGGCUCUGCAGAGGGGAGCCCUCUCCGUGCCACCCUGCUGCUGGCCACUGGCCGCCCACCACGGCUCAGCCUCCCCCAGCAAGCCCUUGGUGCCCUGCUGGAGCAGAGCCAGGAGCAUGGAGACUUUGACCUCAACAUCACCAACCACCUGGGCAAUGCUGAUGCACACCUCCAGGGCCAGGUACCCAACAGCCUCUCGCUGUCCACAGCUGCUCUGUUCCCGUUCAUCCCCCAGCUCUCCAGGGUCCUGCCUGGCUCUCUGCCGCUGGAGCUGCACCUGCGAGUGGCCAAGAAGCCGGAGGUGGCCGUGAGGGGUCGAGGAGCCACUGCCACCCUCGGAGCCUCCAUUGCCGUGGUGGUGCCUGCCCUGCAGAAGGGCCAGAGGCCUCUCUUCUCCCUGGAUGCGGACAUCACUCUGAGCAUCGUGCCCUCGGUGCAGGACGGCAGGCUCAGGAUCUCCCUGGCUCUGGACAGCAUCAGCCUGACCCGGGCGCCCCCGAGGCUGGACCCUGCCUCUGCCUCCUCGCUGGCAGAGUGGCUGAAGCAGGUCCUCGCCUCUGCCUACGUGCCUGGCAUCGACGAUGCCUUGAGUGUGUCAGUUCCUCUGCCCAGCUUCCUCAGCACCAACCUCAGGAACGUCCAAGUGGACAUCACUGAUGCUGAGCCCUCCAGCUGGCAGAGCUCUCUGGCAGGCUCCUGCCCCAGCGGCACCCCCAGCCGGCUCCUGGCCUGAGCCCCCAACCCUGCUCCUCUCUGCUGCCUCCCCUGGGCUGCUGCUGUGGCCCUCGGGGCUCUGGUGAUCACCUUCGGCCAGCUGGCCCCGGGGUAGCCUGGCAUCAGGGUGGGCAAAGGCGGUGGCUGUUAGGUGGGCACUUCCACGGGCACUCUGGACAGCUGCUGUGGGGCAGCAGAGCUCUCUCCUGGCUGGGGGGGAGGAGGACUUUGCUCUCCUCCUGCUGCCAAUAAAAUCCUUCACUGCUUCAGAA
Messenger RNA from Pogoniulus pusillus (Red-fronted tinkerbird), 3754 nucleotides. RefSeq names its product BPI fold-containing family B member 3-like. The coding region runs from base 1264 to 3501 and encodes 745 amino acids. The transcript has 18 exons. Gene Ontology annotation, molecular function: lipid binding. The record is from RefSeq and is a predicted model, not a curated record. NCBI's taxonomy places the organism in Eukaryota, Metazoa, Chordata, Aves, Piciformes, Lybiidae.